Molecule: messenger RNA, 2719 nt
Organism: Haliotis rufescens (red abalone)
Lineage: Eukaryota; Metazoa; Mollusca; Gastropoda; Lepetellida; Haliotidae
Exons: 10
Coding region: 809-1651 (280 amino acids)
Source: RefSeq, a predicted model, not a curated record
UAUGGCGUCUGUGGGAAGCACAAGGCCUGUCUUCUUUUCGUGGAUCUUACUGGUUUUCAUUCUCGCCUACCUUUGUAAUUAUUUUGUCAUCACAGAGAAACUAACCUUCUGGUUGGACCCUGAUGUCAAUGAAGACACAAUACAGGUAGACUAUAACGUAGAGAGGACGACAGGUAGAAGCUGGUGGGAUGCAGCAGAGUCGGGGUGUUCACAGUUCGGUGGGAACCUGUACAUACCACAGUCACAAAACCUGACUGAAGACGUCAUUCAAAGUAUGGAAUAUAUGACCUUUUACUGGAUCGGAGCAGUGAAAUAUCCUGUCUGGAUUUGGACAGCCGACCAAUCGAACUUGUACACUUAUGAAGGCUAUUUGUCUUUGCCUACAUUUAAGCCAUAUUCGAGAUUGGAAGGAAAUUCAGUUGUAACCUGACAUCAGUAUUGCAAGAGGCAAACAAAACUUGGUCUACGGGGAAACGAAUGCUACUGUCUGGGAGACUUCGUGUAUGGCGUACAGCCUGUUCACUCUGGAGUGAGAUGUCCAGGAAACUAUGACGAAUACUGCGGUGAUGAACAUGGGAUUUCUGUGUACAAACAAGAAAGCAUCAGUGUUAUUCCAAGUUCAAAAAGUAAAUGUGGUUCUAUCAGUGUGAGCAAAACAAGGCCAAAUAUUACCAACCCAUAUUCUUACACGCAUGGCCUCCAAAGACCUACUACCUACUACCCUACAGUGUCCCUGGAUAGCAAUUGUGAUACUAGCAGGAGAUCAGCUUGUGAGAAGAACAUUACCAGACACAUUGAUGAGAACCAGAUGACAUGGACAGGGCCAAGGACAGGGACAUGGACACGGACAUGGACCUGUCGUGGAAAUGUUUGUUUAUCAAACGCACAUCGUACCUUUUAUGCAUCAAACCAGAAGUGUGACUUGGUAAAAGUAACACUCCGAAACAUCGACCAUCUGACACAGGCAAUAGUGGAACUGUUCUUGUACAGAGUAAAUUACUGGAUUGGUCUCAAAAGAAAUUCUGUAAAGAAAUGGAAUAACGGUACUGAUAUGCUGCUCACAGCCGACGACUACUUCGGUGUUGGCGCUGUUCUACCUACAUGCCUGGCGGUAUGGAAAACGUACUACAACGGUGUACAGUUCCGCUGGUUAGAGUGUCAGAGAAAAAGCCUAUCUAUUUGUGAAAAAGUGAAAGUGAGAACUUCAACACCACCAACUCGGAUGUCGACACAUUCCACCAACACGCCUACACCGCCACACAUUGAUCCUUUGUCAACUUCAGACGUUGUGCAUCCCUCUUCCACUCACAGGACCACAACAAAGAAAUCAAAACUGGAAGGUGUGGCCGACUCUGAACAACACUCGAACAACGGCAAUGUUGGUAUCUACGUGGGAAGUUCAACUGGGGCUGUUGUUAUCUUGGUUGCUGUCAUACUUAUUCUGAUAUCAUACAGAAAGAGACUAUUGUGCUUCAAAGAGACACCCAUCAUUGCAGCCAGCCAGGAUGUUAACGCGAUCUAUGACGCUAAUCCGACGACGGGAGGUUCACUACAAGAAAAUAAUGUGUACGAGACCCUGUCAUGUGCAAGUGAUAGGAACUCACCGUGUUACUCCACAAUUCAUGUAUAUAACAACACUGACCCAAAAUGACCACGUUCCCCAAUAUGAAAAAAGUAAUGCUGUUGUGGACACAAAGAUAUAUGAUUACAGGCGUAAGCCAGCUUUGACGCAGCAGAUGACUCAGGUUGUAUUCAAUUACCGCCUCGAAAUACACAUUAUACUGCUCCAUAUAUGAGAAACAAUGAAUGCUUACUUACCAUUUGGGUUCAUAUUUCGGGAAAAGAAUAUUUCUUUUGUUUUUCAAAAGCCCAAUCCGCAGACCUACCCAUCCCCGUCUCCACAACACGUGAACAUCCUGGUUAAAAUAGGUAUUCGGCAAACCAUUAAGUACCUUCAGUUAAAGUCAGAACAAGUUCUAUACAGGUUUCUUAGAGAGCACAUGAUUAGACAGAGAAAGACGUUGUCCAGUGCACUCCUGGGUUGUUGAGAAAUUGAUUGUUAACCCGUGAAGAUCCAGGAUAGAAUAGCUCUUCAGUAAACCAUGCUUGUCGUAAAAGGUGAUUGCUUGUCGUAAGUGGCGACUAAUGGGAUCGGGUGAUCAGGCUCAAUGACUUGGUUGAUGCAUGUCAUCGUAUCCCAAAUGCGUAGAUCGAUGAUCAUGAGGUAAAUCAUUGGAUUGUCUUUUCCAGACGCGAUUUUUAACAGACCGCCUUGCUGAUUGUGGCGUUAAACAACAAACAAACAAAUUAUAUACCCAGGUAAGAACCUUACAAUCUUGUACUAUGUUAAAUCCUACCUAUAUGAUAUUACCCUUGGCACUACCUGCAAGUAUUUGGUAAGUGAAAAUGUCAUACGUGUGUGUAUUUACUGAUUGUAAACAUCUCGAAUAAUAGAUUGUAAACAUUCUAUUGUUGACUGAUUAUAUAUAGAUUGUGUGACUGUCUAAUAAACUGAUUGUUUAUUGACCCAGGUCUUGUUUUGUUGGGUUGGAUGGUCGUGUAGAGUGGUACCCCCACUUAGCGAGCUGAUUCCCCUCACUCGCUUUUUAAUGAUUUUAUAUUGUUGUAAGAAUGCAUGAAUAAGAUACUUUUAGAAAACAUAUUCAAAUUAUAGGAACGAUCAAGACAAGAAAACGGAUAUGCUCCCAUGACAGUGAAU